AUGGAAACUUCAAUCCGAUCUGGCGUCUACAAAAGCAGCUCGGGAAGAGCUUCCACCCCCCAACAGACUGCAAGCGACACCUCCGCAAUGCUGACCACCACCUUCCACAACCAGACGCUCUCGAACGGCGUUAACGUCCACUACGCCGAGUCCGGGCACCAGGAUGCACCCAUCCUGCUCCUUCUUCACGGCUUCCCCUCCACGAACCUGCAGUUUCGCAACUUGAUUCCCCUCCUGGCCGCCUCGUACCACAUCAUCGCCCCCGACCUUCCCGGCUUCGGCCACACCGUGCUGCCGCAGGGCACUGUUCCUUCCUUCGACUUGAUGGCUGAGACUAUCAGUCAGCUGGUCGAUGCUCUGGGCAUUUGCAAGUUCGCGGUGUACGUGUUCGACUACGGUGCGCCGACUCUGUUCCGCUUGGCACUCAAGCGCCCGGAGCUAAUUGCGGGGAUCGUAACCCAGAACGGAAACGCCUACGAUGAGGGCCUCGGAGCAGACUUCUGGGGAGGACUGCAGAAGUGGUGGGCUGAAGGAGACGAGUACGGACCCAUGCGGGAGGUCCUGUUCGGCGCUGUCGGCGACAUUGAGUGGACCAAGGCUCAAUACUAUGACGGUGUACCCGAGGAGAAUGUCAAGUUGGUCGACCCGCAGAUGUACACCCUCGACUACCUGCAGCACCUCGCCGAUCCGGCCAAGCGCGACACGCAGAUGCGCAUCUUCUGGGACUACCAGAACAACGUCAAGCUCUACCCUCGCUUCCAGGAGUAUCUGCGCACGCACCAGCCACCCGUUCUUGCUGUCUGGGGAGAGAAUGACCCCUGUUUUGUUUACCCCGGCGCACUCGCAUACAAGCGCGACGUUCCCAAGGCUGAGAUCGAACUCCUCCCCGGCGGGCACUUCCUGCUCGAAACGCACGUCCGCGAGGUCGCAGGACUGAUGCGGCAGUUCCUCGGCCGCCUCAAGUGGUAG
Molecule: messenger RNA, 969 nt
Organism: Trichosporon asahii var. asahii CBS 2479
Lineage: Eukaryota; Fungi; Basidiomycota; Tremellomycetes; Trichosporonales; Trichosporonaceae
Product: hydrolase, putative
Exons: 1
Coding region: 1-969 (322 amino acids)
Molecular function (GO): epoxide hydrolase activity
Source: RefSeq, a predicted model, not a curated record